AGGGAAAAGUGAGAGAGGGGCCUGUUAUAAAGCCAAGUCCUGUCACUUUGGGAAGAAUUUGUACCAGUGAGACCGGGCUUUGGGUCCGAAACAAGAGCCCGAUGAGCCAAUGACUGUCUCCAUAAUUCUCCUCAGCGGUGUAUCAGUGUCGUGGGACGCAGGUUGUUGAAGUUACUCCUGCAGAGUUACAGUCCCAAUUGUGUCCUGUGAGCAUGAAAACAAAGCAGCCAUGUGGACGAAAGGCUGAGGCUCCAGGCUCCUAACUCCUCUCUGUACGGGUCAAUUAGAUUGCAGCCUGCGCUGAAAAGAUGACAUCUGCCACACCUCCUUCCUCUCGUAGCUCCUCGCCACAUAAAGUUUGCCACUCACAGACACAGACAGAUGUCUUAAAACCUUUACUUGGUGGUGGCAUAUCUAGUGGGGGAGGGUCUCUGAGGAAGAGGAGACGUGUCCUGUCCAAAGAUGGGCGAAGCAACGUGCGCAUCGAGCAUGUCAGCGGACGGAGUGCUCUGUACAUGCGUGACCUCUGGACAACAUUUCUGGACAUGCAGUGGCGCUACAAGUUCUUCCUGUUCACUGCCACUUUUGCAGGGACCUGGUUCGUGUUCGGGGUGCUGUGGUACCUGGUCGCACUGGUCCAUGGAGACCUUCUUGAGUUUGACCCUCCAUCAAACCACACGCCCUGUGUGAUGCAGAUGCAGACGCUUACGGGGGCUUUCCUCUUCUCCCUGGAGUCCCAAACAACCAUUGGAUACGGUUUUCGCUGCAUCACUGAGGAAUGUCCAGCUGCCAUAAUCCUUCUCAUAGUUCAACUGGUUAUCACCAUGCUCAUGGAAAUCUUCAUCACUGGUACCUUUCUGGCCAAGGUUGCCCGGCCAAAGAAGCGUGGUGAGACAGUGAAGUUUAGCCAACAUGCUGUGGUGUCCGCCCACGAGGGCCGACCCUGCCUCAUGAUCCGGGUGGCCAACAUGCGCAAAAGUCUCCUGAUUGGGUGUCAGGUGACUGGAAAACUGCUCCAGACGUCUCUGACCAAGGAAGGGGAGACGGUUCGUCUGGAUCAGAGAAAUGUUCCCUUUCAAGUGGACACUUCCAGUGACAGCCCCUUCCUCAUCCUGCCCCUUACCUUCUACCAUGUCAUCGAUGACAACAGUCCCUUGAGAGCCUGGGCAGCCAAGGGUGGUGGCUGGACUGACCCAGAAUUGGCUGACUUUGAGUUGCUGGUGAUCAUGAGUGCCACCGUGGAGCCAACCUCUGCCACCUGCCAGGUUCGCACCUCCUACCUGCCAGAUGAGAUCCUCUGGGGCUACGAGUUUCCCCCUGUAGUUUCCCUGUCUCCCUCAGGGAAAUAUGUAGCGGACUUUGCCUUCUUUGACAAAGUGGCCAAAACCAAGACCACUCCCAUUUUUAAGCCAUCCAGCCCCCAGCACGGGUACGAGAGCAAUGGAGGGGGGACUGUACCUGAGGCGACUGAUCCAGAGAAGAUUCGUCUGGAGCAGAGCUACAGGGAGCAACGAGGAGAGGACCGAGGUCGGGUCAGGGACGCUCCUCUGAGUGUUCGCAUCAGCAACGUGUGAAGAGUUUGUUUAAACAAGAAGGUUUAAAAAGCAACAGAAGACGUUGCCAAGUUCAGUGUAAAUAACAAAUUAGUGAAACAUCAUAUCGAUGAACAGAACAGAUUAAUGUUGACUACUGUAUGAACAUGUGGAGUAUGUUAUUGUCAUAUGCUUGCUGGGUAUGACAUAUAUAGAUACACUCUCUUGACUGUAUUCAUAUGAAGGAAUAACGUCAUAACUGGCAUAACUACAGCUCUUUAGACCUGAUCACAAAGUCCAUUCACUUCACAUACACUACAUACAGUUUGAACUCAAAAAACUACAAAACAAAUGAUACAAAAAUCAAGUUAAGAAGUUGGAAAUCUCAGUGGGCACUAACCAAGUUACAAAAAGGUGUGAGACAGUGGUGUUUAAUUUUCUUUUUUUUUCAAAAGUAGAGCAGAAUAAAGAGUGGGUUUGGAGACGUUAUUAUGACGAAGUGAGAUGGAAACACCCGCCCACUUAAGUAGAAGCGCUGAACCGUGUAUAAUACGCCUAAAAUGCAUGUAAAUGUGUGGUUAAUAUACAUACCACGUUACAUGUAAACAUUUAUGUACAAAGGUCAUAUGACUCUGAGUUUUUGCUGUAAAACACAUCAGCCAUAAAAGCAGUUCAUUCUGCCUCUUGCAAACCCCUCCCCACCCCCAAUUUUCUCUAAACGAGUAAUGUAUUUUUAUAUUUCCUGGUAAAAAACCAAACAUGUACUGUAAUAUCUCCAAAAGUUGAUUCUGUUGAUCUGGACGUAGCGUUUUGUGAGAGAAACGUUUCGUCACUCAUCCAAGUGACUUCUUCAGUCUCAGCUGACUGCAGGUUUCCCAAAUCUUAUAAACAGUACAUUUGCAUAAUGACUGAAACCAGCCCACUGAAGGAACAAUGGGCUGGGAGGUCAGUUCCUUAAUCAUAAUGACUGAAGAAGUCACUUGGAUGAGUGACGAAACGUUUCUCCCACAAAACGCUACGUCCAGAUGAACAGAAUCAACUUUUGGAGAUUUACUUUCAUGGAUGAUUGAGAAUGCAUCAAGACAUGUACUGUAAUAGUUCAAUUAAAUGUAGCACUACAACUGAAAAGUAGACAAAGUUGAUACAUUUUGUCUUCAGGAUUCAGAUCAUGAGGCAGUGUGACCUGUAUGUUGGUAAUGGUGUUUCAUGAUUUCUGUCAUGCGUGACUGCUGUUGCUGCUUCAGAACAUAGCACUUUAUGUAUGUGAUGUAAAUUUGCACCUUGAAAGGUUAAGAUGAAUGUGUGUUAAAUUCUGAGUCUACUGAAAGCACUCAAACACUGAAAAUAAUUGAAUUGUUAGUUUUAUAAACAUAUGAUUAAUUUUUAACAAAUCAAACUGUAACUGUUUUAUAUGUCCCUGUAGCUCUAAUAAUAUUAAUGUGCCCAGAUAUGCACAAACAUUAA
Molecule: messenger RNA, 2996 nt
Organism: Pelmatolapia mariae (spotted tilapia)
Lineage: Eukaryota; Metazoa; Chordata; Actinopteri; Cichliformes; Cichlidae
Product: ATP-sensitive inward rectifier potassium channel 10
Exons: 6
Coding region: 309-1574 (421 amino acids)
Biological process (GO): regulation of monoatomic ion transmembrane transport; potassium ion import across plasma membrane
Cellular component (GO): plasma membrane
Molecular function (GO): inward rectifier potassium channel activity
Source: RefSeq, a predicted model, not a curated record